AUGGAUCUAUCGCAGGCUCAAAAGCUGCAACAGUCUUGGAACAGACAGAGAAUGCUCAUGAUAGUACGCCAUGACACGGAGCUCGCUCUCUACAGAAUCCAGCUCGAGGAGGAGAAGCAGGCCGCCCGUGACCGCAAUGAGCAUGAGCUGGAGCAGUUCAGGAUCGCCCUACCAGCCCACACAUUUGAGACCAUGUGUGUGCCUAUGAGCCAGGGAAGUCUUUUACACGCGCUCCAGCAGAUCGACCAGGCCUACGAGGAGCGCACUCGCCCUAUCAAGGAAGCCCACAGGAGCGAGAAGGACCUGCACGAACACCGCAAACCUCCCCCCGCCAGACCAGCGGCAGACGAGCUGUCGGCACCAUCGUCUGCUGGCUCUCCAGAUAUAUCCAGUGCUCCGAAGUUGGAAGUCUACGCCAACGCCAACCUUCCAUUUGCUCCUGAUGGAGGGCUUCAUAUCUGUGGCCAGGACUACCCAACACCAUCCUUGACCGUCUCUCCUACCAUAACCCAGGACGAGACGCUACAGACACAUCGGACAUACCAGACACAUCAGACACAUCCGCCGCGGCAUGGACAGCAGGCGGAGCCCUCCUCCCGUUCGCUCUGCUAUGAGUCCGAUGAUGGCAACCAACGUUUGUUGUUUCGCUGUCGAAUUGGGAAACGCAAAGCGUCGCCAGAUGGACUGCCAGACCCAAAACGAUUACGCAUCGACACCUCGGCGAACGCUCUGCGCACGCCUCUUGCUACGUCAUCGGUAGACGAUAACCAGCAGCAAACUCGAACCAUCACCUUCUCCGAAGUUUACCAGGAUGGCAAGGCUAAACACAAGGAUGCCAUCGUAAAAUGGCCAGCUGGAAGCCGUAAAUGGUACAUCCUCAAAUGUGAAGAGCACGGAGUCCAUUUUAAGGAACGGGCUGUCCAAGGUGCGGCCAAGCACCUGAGCGGUAAGCUUCAUGGGUUCCCUGAUCGAAAUCAGGAAAUGGCCGUCCGGACCCUUGGAAUACACGUCGUCGACUGCAACGAACAGCGCGCUAGCAUGAACAAUCAGUCUGUCGCGGAAGCGUAUGCGAACGGUUAUACACCAGAGAAUCCGUGGAAAAGGGGAAAGAGAACCAGGCCGGACUCUACUGGUACUCACGCGGCCUCUUCCCGCCCCGCCCUCAUUUCCUCCACGCAGAUGCCUGCAUGCUCGUCACUUGAAAAGCGCUCGCCAGGCAAGAAGCUCAAGCCUGCCCUACCGCCUUUGCCGGGGGCAACAAGCUCUCCACAAAAGAUAUCAGGAGCAACCGAAAUCCAGACAGCUGGGGUUACAAGCUUCCAGAGCAUGGAAAACGAUGCCCCUUUGCAUACGGUAGCAAAGGCGCGGACACCCAUUCAAGAGAUACGACGCAAGACGCCAACGUCCUCUUCUCGGAAGCCUUCCAUCCCAGCCGAUGGGCUAUAUCAUCCAAAGGUAUUCCACAUCUACCAUGGACAUUGGAGAGACGACGACCAAGUCUAUCCAGUCAUGAUCCUCGGCUGGGGUGAUCAAACUGAGGGUGGCCUCCAAAGGAACUCAAAUCUUGCCGACACUGGUCUCCUUCACAAAGACUCGUCCCCGCCCAAAUGCUACAUCUACAGCGAUGACGCUAUUGUGGGUUGGGCGCCCGGGUACGAGGAUGGAGGCCCGAAAGUCAAGUUGAGGAGAUUCCCAGUCAUGUUCUUCGACGACGGACAGACUGUGGCGUGGAUCCCGGCUCGUGAUUUAAGCAAAUUCCCGCUCUAUAAGCCCGAUCCUCCGAAGAAAGCCGAUCAUCCCUUUCAUGCGGCAAGGCGUUGGAUAGCCGAGCGGGAGGGUUUUGGGGACUGGGAAGAACGCGAGGCAGCACGAGAAAUGGGCAGACCAGAGAAAACGGCGCUUGUUGGGAUGGGGCCCACUGUGUCCUCGGGCAAUCCGGUGGACAAGGUCGAAAAGCCCGUGAGCCACGAGAACCUCGAGAACCACGAGGGUCGCGAAAUGGAUGUUAAUUCCGACUCUGAUGAAUCUGUUGCAUCGUCCACAGCCACCACUGAAACGGACAAGGAGCUUCGCGUAUGGCGGGAAAAAGGCGGUAAAAUACCUGGCGACGGGGAUUAUUCGGGCUCAGACGUCGACAGCAACUUAGAUGAAGAAGAGAUGGAGCUUGAGGGGGACAAACCAGACGCCCUCGGAAGGCGUUGGACGUUCUACCCCCUCCGCAACACAGAGAAUACGAAGACUCCGUCAGAAGCACCGCCUGCCGGAUCACUCGAUCCCAGGCCUCGAAUCGAGGUGACUACAUCGAUUCUAGAAGGUAUGGCCUCGGCGCGCAAGCUUGCACAGCAGGCUUGCCUGCAGCCAGAUACGUACUCACCAUCGAUGAUAGGAUCAGAAGCCCAUACUUCCACGAAGAACGCCACGUCCAAGUCGAGACCCGUGUCAGAGGAGAUUGCAACAACAAGCCAACCGUUCGAUAGCAAGGCCACUAAGUCAAGGGAAGCUCUGCCAGACAAGGCAGACUCAAGUAUCUCCGUUGCCGACGCAAUGCCAAGUAGAAAAUCAUUACCCAACGAUAUUGAGCGCCUUCUUGAGAUGACUAGCAACUCGUCCAAGGGCCUCGAACAAGAGGUGUCACCAAGUGGAAUACCUCCGAUUCAUGACACAUUAUCGGGACUUAAACACGAAGACAAAAUACGGUCAGCCGCGUCACUACCCCCGCGUGGCACUUAUAUGACAGAACAUGCUGCGGCUAGAGCCAACAGUGUUCCUUCCCACGUGGUUGCCAGUCAAGUACAGUUGAAAACAGCCUCGGAUGCUCCCGCUGCUGUAGACGAGAAGCGUGCUACCGUGACGGACACACCGGCAGACUUGCAAGCCAACGGAGCCUCCUCCCCGGUGGCCCCGUUAGAAGAGCGUGCCCCAAAGGUCGUCGACGACGCCCAAGCCGAUGAGCAUACGGUGACGGCCUCUGGCGGCCCGGAUUCGAAGCUUGCCAAUGGGGGCGAGACCGGAGAGACCAUGCCCCUGACGCUCGAAGGACAAGCCCAUAUCGCAAGGCCCGAUAUCUUCAAAUACGAACAAUCCGGUCUUGAGGAGGCAAGUUAUGAACAAGCACCGCCUCGAGUGCAGUCGCCCCCGAGAUCAGCUACGACUGCGGAAGCAAGCUCACUGGAUUCUGUGCCGAGUGCAUCGACGCGUGGGCCGUUCCUAGGCGCUGCGGAAUUUGAAGUAUCGCAAUACAGCCAUGGUGACGUAUCUUGGACUCGAUGCAGUGGCGAAGCGUGCUUGAAACUCUUCUACAGCGGAGACAAAAACACAAUGGGCACGGUGAGUUCCUCGGUAGAGAUGACGAUCGACCCGGCUAUGAUGGUGGGAUUUUCGCGGGAACCCCUUUCCGGGUCGAAUGGCAAUAGCAUGAUAUCGCUCGCGCCAGCAGGCGGUAAUGGCCAGGCUGUGAAGCUCGUCUUUGAUCGCAGCGAAGGAAGUCCGUUGGAGAUUGGCAAAACCCAGUCCAGAAACUUCAUCCGCUGGCUCCGGCGAGUGAACCCGAAGAUCGGUUGCAUAGGAACAUAG
Molecule: messenger RNA, 3573 nt
Organism: Anthostomella pinea
Lineage: Eukaryota; Fungi; Ascomycota; Sordariomycetes; Xylariales; Xylariaceae
Source: the annotation of a GenBank genome assembly